Messenger RNA from Ilex paraguariensis (yerba mate), 1079 nucleotides. The record is from the annotation of a GenBank genome assembly. NCBI's taxonomy places the organism in Eukaryota, Viridiplantae, Streptophyta, Magnoliopsida, Aquifoliales, Aquifoliaceae.
AUGAUACUAGUUCCAUGUUACAUGUGUCAGUGCACUGAGUUACAAGCAAGCAGCAAUCAGGGAUCUGGCCAGGGUCAAGCUCCAAGUAGGAGUUAUAUGGCUGAGAAAGAUUCUGAUUCCUUAGCGUCCCAUUGUGUUUCUGAAGGAGAGAAGAACACUGAUCAAGACACCACAACCACCACCAGCCAUCCAUUUCCAGCUUAUACCAGUGAAGGGUCAAAGUCCAUAAAUCAGGUGAAGGAUGAAGUCCAGCAUAUUGGCAGUACUAGUCAAAGCAUUUUCUUGGAAUCUACAGCAGAACUCAAUGUGGAUUCUAUUUCAAACCCUGCGAAGAAACUGUCUAGAUUUGAGGCAGCAGCUGCAGAAGCAGAGCUUGACAUGCUUCUCGACUCGUUUAGUGGAACAAAGUUUCUUGAUUCCCAUGGCAUCACGGAGAAGUCCGGUCACACAUCUUAUUUGUCACAAGGAGAAACCUCAAAUUUGUUGUUGGAAGGAAUUUCAUCUGUUUGGUUGGUUCCUGCUGAACCAGUGAAGAAAGACCCAGAUUUAUCUAGUUCUGCACUGGUAUCUGCCAAUCUGGAUGAUGAUACCAUUGAUGACCUACUCAAGCAAACAUCCAGUCUAAUAAACAACAAUAGUCCAUCACAGUCCAGUGAGGUAAAGGCUGCCCCUUCUGAUGUUCUAUCUUCCUCUUCCUUGCACCCUGCUUCCAAGUCUAAACUUUUGGAUGAUUUUGAUUCAUGGUUGGAUACAAUUUGACUGAGCAUCAUCUAUAAAAUCCACAUAGUCCAUAAUUGUUGUCCUUUCACUUGUUUGAGGAUGCUUUUUCAGUUCCUUUGACCUUAUGACAUUGUGCUGGUUCAGUGGCAUGAUCAUUUAAGCAUUGGUUAGCACCGUGCAAGAUAAAAACUCACAUUGAAAUCCAGUCUAAGAGGAGGGAGAAGAAUUUUUACAUUUGAUCAUAAAUAGCUGAUAUAAUGUGAGAUCUAUAACUGUGGGUUAAAUUCGGUUAUAUUCUUUUUCCAUUAAUUCAUUUCAUCGCUGGUACAUAUUCUUUCACUGAUGACACUUAAAUUUCG